Messenger RNA from Argiope bruennichi, 1485 nucleotides. Its product is annotated as glycine receptor subunit alphaZ1-like. Gene Ontology annotation, molecular function: extracellular ligand-gated monoatomic ion channel activity; neurotransmitter receptor activity; transmembrane signaling receptor activity. Gene Ontology annotation, biological process: chemical synaptic transmission; signal transduction; chloride transmembrane transport. The transcript is spliced from 9 exons. Gene Ontology annotation, cellular component: synapse; neuron projection; membrane. Bases 1 to 1485 code for a protein of 494 amino acids. The record is from RefSeq and is a predicted model, not a curated record. Lineage: Eukaryota; Metazoa; Arthropoda; Arachnida; Araneae; Araneidae.
AUGUGUUCGAAAGUCAUUACAUCGAUUCAGGAAGUGACAAUUGCCAUUUCACAGAUUCUUCAAAACAAAAUCGAACAAUGGAACGAGCGACUGGGAUUAUAUAGAAAUACUCGUUUUGUGUUCGUAGCACAAUUUCUUGCAGACCACCAGCGUUGUGGAGUUAUGCUUAGCAGCUGCAGAAAGAAAACGAUAUGGGAAACAGUUAUAGUUACAGUUCUCUUGGUGUUAAGUGUCCGGAACUGCAGAAGUGAGUCCAUGGUGGAUUCCCUCUGCAACGCUCUACUACCUGAUGGGUACGAAAUAUACAAGGCUCCGGACGAAAAUGGACAACCCAUCAAGGUUCUGAUUGGAUUUCAAGUGUUGGAUAUCGGAGAGAUAGACGAAGAAAAGAUGGAUUUCAGGCUCCACGCUUUCGUAAUGAGCAUAUGGAACGACUCUCGCCUCCUCCUGGACAAGUACAGAGACAGCGAGGUUAACGAGUUCACCAUCGUGUACGAGCGAUGCCGACGGUACAUCUGGACGCCGGACAUCUUCUACGAGACAGCCAAGCAGAUUGAAAACUACGAGAAGACAUCGCCCAGCACUCUUCUCAAAGUUCUGCCGGACGGAGCCAUCAUCAUGUCCACAAGGUACUCGUUUAAAGCUGGGUGUCACAUGAAUUUCGAAAAUUAUCCAUUUGAUUCUCAGCAAUGUGUGUUUUUUGUGUCCUUAAUGACCUCCUCCGACUCCGUUGCCGUCUUGAAGUGGGUGGGGGAGUCCAGCUACCAGAUACGUUCCAUCAAGAUGAUGAGAAAAGCCCAGCCACUGCAGUUCUUUUUACGCGAGCCCACCGCUGAUACUGUGACUGAAGUAUUUGCAGAAGGGAAUUACACCAGCCUGCUCGCCAACUUCCGGAUGGUGCGAAGGCUGACGGGUAGCAUCAUGAACACGUACGCCCCUUCCACCAUGAUAGUCACCAUGAGCUGGGUCACCUUUUGGAUCAAGGUGGACGCGGUGCCCGCCAGAGUCGCCCUCAGCGUCACUUCACUUCUCACCCUGUGCACACAGGUGGAACAGUACAAAUCUCAACUGCCUCCAGUGAACUACAUCAAAGCGAUGGAUAUCUGGCUCUUCGUCUGCAUCCUUAUGGUAUUUUCCUCACUGCUGGUGUUUGCCGUUUCUUACCAUAUUCACACCAGAAAAUGCAAAGAGUGUUCCAAAGAUGGAAAGCCUGAUGAGAAAACUGAGAUCCUUUUCAAGAAAGGAAGAAAAAUGAAACUCUAUCCACUGAUCACAGGAGAAGACAAGCAAAUCAAGUUCAUCCAGUCUUCCAAGAGCCCGGGCUCGGAGAUCAGUGUCAAAGAAUGCCAGAUAUGCCUGGACAGUCAGGCGUGGGGCCCUCGAGUAGACGAAAUAUGCAAAACAUUGUUCCCUGGCUCAUUUCUCCUAUUUGCAGUUGUGUACUGGGUGCAUUACUUAAGAAUAUACAACGAUCAUCUGUUAUGA